AUGGCCGCCGCCGCCCGCUGAGGGCCCGGCCCGGCCCGGCCCGGCCCCGCCGGUCACGAUGUCCUCGCGGUCGGCGCUGGCGGCGGGGAACGAGCGGAACCCGGACGCGCUCGGCAGCAGCCGCUCGGAGAAGGGCUCGGGCUGGUCCAGCCGCUCGCUCGGCGCCCGCUGCCGCAAUUCCAUCGCGGCGUGCCCGGAGGAGCAGCCCCACGUCGGGAAUUACCGGCUCCUCCGCACCAUCGGCAAGGGCAACUUCGCCAAAGUGAAGCUGGCACGGCACAUCCUGACCGGCAGGGAGGUGGCCAUUAAAAUCAUCGACAAGACCCAGCUGAACCCCACCAGCCUGCAGAAGCUCUUUCGGGAAGUUCGUAUCAUGAAGGGGCUGAACCACCCCAACAUUGUGAAGCUGUUUGAGGUCAUUGAGACAGAGAAGACGCUGUACCUGGUGAUGGAAUAUGCCAGCGCUGGUGAAGUGUUUGACUACCUCGUGUCCCAUGGGAGGAUGAAGGAGAAGGAGGCGAGAGCCAAGUUCAGACAGAUCGUCUCAGCCGUGCACUACUGCCACCAGAAGAACAUUGUCCACAGGGACCUGAAGGCUGAGAACCUGCUGCUGGACGCCGAGGCCAACAUCAAGAUCGCGGACUUUGGCUUCAGCAACGAGUUCCGGCUGGGCUCCAAGCUGGACACGUUCUGUGGCUCCCCCCCGUACGCGGCCCCCGAGCUCUUCCAGGGCAAGAAGUACGACGGCCCCGAGGUGGACAUCUGGAGCCUGGGCGUCAUCCUCUACACCCUGGUCAGCGGGUCCCUUCCCUUCGACGGCCACAACCUCAAGGAGUUGCGGGAGCGGGUGCUGCGGGGCAAGUACCGCGUCCCCUUCUACAUGUCCACGGACUGCGAGAACAUCCUGCGCCGGUUCCUGGUGCUGAACCCCGCCAAGCGCUGCACCCUCGAGCAAAUCAUGAAGGACAAAUGGAUCAACAUCGGCUAUGAGGGGGACGAGCUGAAGCCCUACAAGGAGCCCGAGGAGGACUUCGGGGACACCAAGCGCAUCGAGGUUAUGGUGGGCAUGGGCUACACGCGGGAGGAGAUCAAGGACUCCCUCAGCACCCAGAAGUACAACGAGGUGACGGCCACCUACCUCCUGCUGGGCAGGAAAAGCGAGGUGGAGGCGGGGGACACCCGCACCGGCAGCACCUUGUCCUUAGCCCGGGUGCGGGCACCCAACGACGUGGCCAAUGGCAAGAGCGGGGCCGGGCACGGCAAGAGCCAGCGCGGCGCCGGCACCUACCACCGGCAGCGGCGGCACAGCGACUUCUGUGGCCCCUCACCAGUGCCGCUGCCCCCCAAGCGCAGCCCCCCUGGCGCAGCGGAGCCAGAGCUGCGGGACGAGCGGGGGGGGCGCAAGGCCAGCAGUGGGGCCAUGGGUGGGGGGGGGCGCGGGGUCACCCCCCACCCCUCCAGCCCCAUGGUCAGCAGCGCCCACAACCCCAAUAAGGCCGAGAUCCCCGAACGGCACAAGGACGGCACUAGCAACGCCCCCAACGUGCCCUCGAGCGUGAUGGGGCGGCGCAACACCUACGUGUGCACAGAGCGCCCGGAGCGUGGCCCGCUGCUGCCCAACGGCAAAGAGAACAGGUAUGGCCCCCCCGUGUGA
Molecule: messenger RNA, 1654 nt
Organism: Pezoporus flaviventris
Lineage: Eukaryota; Metazoa; Chordata; Aves; Psittaciformes; Psittacidae
Product: MAP/microtubule affinity-regulating kinase 4-like
Exons: 14
Coding region: 59-1654 (531 amino acids)
Biological process (GO): protein phosphorylation; microtubule cytoskeleton organization; intracellular signal transduction
Cellular component (GO): cytoplasm
Molecular function (GO): ATP binding; tau-protein kinase activity; protein serine/threonine kinase activity
Source: RefSeq, a predicted model, not a curated record